AUGUUUCGCAACACCUACGACAGCGAUAAUACAGUGUUCUCGCCACAGGGGCGUUUGCACCAGGUCGAAUAUGCGCUGGAGGCCGUGAAGCAGGGCUCAGCCGUGGUAGGUCUGCGGUCCAAGACGCACGCCGUGCUGGUCGCGCUGAAACGUGCGCCUUCAGAGCUCGCGUCGUACCAGCGCAAGGUGCUCAAGAUUGACCACCACCUCGGCAUGGGCUUCGCCGGGCUCACCAGCGAUGCGCGUGUGCUCAGCCACUACAUGCGCCAACUCGCGCUCUCGUCGCGGCUGAUGUACACGCGCCCCCUGCCCGUCUCGCGGCUCAUGGGAUCGCUCGCUGACCGCGCACAGCUCAACACGAUGCAGUACGGCAAGCGGCCGUACGGCGUGGGCUUCCUCGUGAUCGGCAUGGACGACACGGGCCCGCAUCUGUACGAAUUCAACCCUACGGGCAACUGCUUCGAGUACUAUGCCAUGAGUCUCGGUGCGCGCAAUCAGAGUGCCAAGACAUACCUCGAGAGCCAUCUCGACGAAUUCCACGACGCCGACCUCGAGGCGCUCCUCCUCCAUGGCAUCCGCGCCGUGCGCGAGACAUUGCCACAGAACAAGCAGCUCGAGCGCGCCGCCGUCACCGUCGCGUUCGUCGGACCGGGCGCCGACGCCGAUGCGUCCUCACCCGCCCUGCGUGACGGCCAAAAGCUGACGAUCCUCGAAGACGACGCCCUCGCGUCGUACUUUGACCGCCUCGGGCCCACCGAGCGCCAGCGCGCUGCCCAGGCGCGCGCCGAGGCGCAGCCGCACGAGCAGCCGCCGCCCAUGGACGAAAACUAG
Molecule: messenger RNA, 831 nt
Organism: Malassezia restricta
Lineage: Eukaryota; Fungi; Basidiomycota; Malasseziomycetes; Malasseziales; Malasseziaceae
Product: 20S proteasome subunit alpha 6
Exons: 4
Coding region: 1-831 (276 amino acids)
Biological process (GO): ubiquitin-dependent protein catabolic process
Cellular component (GO): proteasome core complex, alpha-subunit complex; proteasome core complex; nucleus
Source: RefSeq, a predicted model, not a curated record